AUGGGACACAACCAUCGACUAAAGAAAGUUCUACUAAUCCUCGCCCUCCUCACACUCGAUGUGAUGGUGGUGGCGGCCAAGAAGCACAAAGAAGAAUCUUCCGAGGAGAAAGAAGAGGAAGGUAAAAAAUACGAAGAGCAAGAAAGUCACGAAAAGAAGCAUAAAUCGGAUAAGGGCCACAAGGAACACUCCGACUGGGAUGAGGAUGAAAAGAAACAUCACGAAGAGGAGGAUCAUAAACAUCAUUACGAACACGAGGGUGGCAAGAAGAAGCAUGAUCAUGACGAAGAAGAAGAAUACGGAGAGGAACACAAACAUGGCAAACAUAAGGAGGCGGGUAAAAAACACGAGAAAAAGAAACACAAGAAAGGUCACAAAGAAUUGGAACACCAUAAGAAAUUCCACAAGGACGAAUAUAUAAAGGAUAAGAAAUUCUACGAUGACGAGGAUAAGGGUGGACAUCACAAAAAAUAUGGUAAGGAGCAUAAACAUCAUGAGGAGGAAGAGAAGGAGCAGAAGAAGGGUGAAGAGCAUGAGGAGGGUAAGAAGAAACAUCAUAAGGGCCAUAAGAAACACUACAAGAAGGGUCAUCAUGACGAGGAUCACAAGAAAUACAAGAAGGAGAAGAAACAUCACGAGGGCGGAGAGGAACACAAAAAAUGGGGCAGUGAGGAGAAGAAGAAGGAGCACAAGAAGAGUGGUUCCAAAAAGGAGAGUGAGAAGAAAAAGGAUUGA
This is a messenger RNA of Musca vetustissima, 735 nucleotides long. Its product is annotated as sarcoplasmic reticulum histidine-rich calcium-binding protein. Lineage: Eukaryota; Metazoa; Arthropoda; Insecta; Diptera; Muscidae. The record is from RefSeq and is a predicted model, not a curated record. The transcript has a single exon. The coding region runs from base 1 to 735 and encodes 244 amino acids.